AUGUCUUUCAUGUUUCCUCCCCCUAGUCUUCCGCUCCCGGGCGAAAUCUUGCUCAUCACCGAUGAGCUCGCCUCGCCCGCCGACUUCCUCCUCCACCGCAGUCUCAGCACACACCUCAAAGAAAGCAAACUCUCUUAUGCAAUUAUACUCUCAGUUUCUGAGAGCCUAGCACGAUGGAAAGCCGUCGCCGGACGCUCGGUCGGUCGCAUUCCUUCCCCACUCGCACUGAACGCUGACUAUCGCUGCUCGAAGGGUGUAAACCUUGCGCAACUCCUUUCCUCGGGAGCACUGACGCUACUUGAGUACACUUCAGAGGAGCCCUUUGCCAUGCCGGAUGCGGGUGCAGAUCCCGGCGUGCCGCUGAAGGCGCUCCUGGGCAGGCUGCGGGACACGCUGGUGCAGCGGCGAGGGGGAGAGACCCCAGAGGCGCGGACACUCGUCAUCCUGGAGGAUAUCGCGGCGCUGGAGUGGAUCGGUACGCCUCUCCUGGACCUCAGCCGGUUCGCACGCGCGCUGUGCGCGACGUGCCGGCAGUUUAAUGCGGCACUGAUUGUGCGUCAUCACGUCGUCACGCCUGGAGAGCCGGACGACCUCCUGCGGCUCUUAAUGCAGCUGUGUACUUACCACAUGGAUGUGCUGCCUCUGUCUAGCGGGAGGAGCGGGGCGGUCAGCGGCCAGGUCGCAUUGCAUGCGGGUCCUUCGGCGAUCGAUCCUCCUUUCCGUUUGAUCUCACGGAGUGACGCUGUUCAUUAUAGACUGACAGAUGCUGGGUCCGUGUUCUUUGAUCGAGGAACGGGAGGGGGAGUGCUAUGA
Messenger RNA from Fibroporia radiculosa, 813 nucleotides. RefSeq lists its product as uncharacterized. Gene Ontology annotation, biological process: tRNA wobble uridine modification. The coding region runs from base 1 to 813 and encodes 270 amino acids. NCBI's taxonomy places the organism in Eukaryota, Fungi, Basidiomycota, Agaricomycetes, Polyporales, Fibroporiaceae. The transcript is spliced from 3 exons. Gene Ontology annotation, cellular component: elongator holoenzyme complex. The record is from RefSeq and is a predicted model, not a curated record.